GCUAUGAACAAAUGUUAGUAAAUCUUUGCACUUAUCUCAUAAAUUUUUGGUAUUUUAUUUAUUUGUUUUAAGGAGAUUAUAAAUAGUAAAAAAAUGAUUUUUUAAUAAAAUACUAUUAGCAACUAAUUAGUAGUUUAAGUUUAAAAAUAUGAGAGUUACCUGGAAUUGGACUGAACUUUGUGGUCCUGAUGAUUUUGUUCCUUUAUUUCGUACUGGUUAUGUUUUGAGUGUUUGUGCAGAAAUGGCAAUUAUUCGUCUGCCUAUUCUUUUCAUAUUCAUGCUAACAUCUACAUAUUAUUGUCGCCAUAUGUCUGAUUGGAUAAUACGCACAAGACGUGAAACUAAUAUACUUCGUUUUCGCAUAAUAGUUUCUAGUACGCUAUCAAUUUUAUCAGCUUUUCAACUUAUUUGGGAAGUAUAUGAGUUUACUGAAAGUAGAGUAUAUCCAAUUGAAAAUUUAGUUCUUGUGAUUCAAUGUUUUACAUGGUUAAUACACACAGUAUACAUUGUAUAUAUACGACAUCAUUUGGGCACAAGUUUAAGAGGAUCAAAAGUUGUAAUGAUUACUUGGUUUUUAUGUUUUUUAUCAUCAAUAAUCUCCUUGCGAAGCAUUUUUGUGGCCUUUAUUCAAAGUACUUAUAUACCAAUUUUACAAGUUAGAUUGUGGUUUACUCUUUUUAAUUGGAUGCUACAGAUUUUUUAUUUAAUUACUAUGUUUUUUAAAGAAGAUAUUGUAAGAAUAAGAUAUGUCGAUAGACUUCGUUUUCUUGCUCAGCAAUCGGUUGAUAGGCGUUCUUUGAUGACAGCAUCAUAUAGCCGUUUCAAUGAUGAAUUUGAUCCAUAUUAUUUGGGUAUGGCAUGUGAUCAUGAGCAUUAUACUUUUCUAUCUUGGCUUACAUUUGGUUGGGUUGGCAGACUUAUUACUAAAGGAGACAAAAAAAGAUUGCAUCAUACAAGUGAUUUAUUUGAUUUACCGGAAUGGCUUACUCCAGUUUAUGUAUCUGCCAAGAUAGAAGAAGUAUUUAGACAUCAGCCAUCUGUAAGAGCUACAUCACCCAUUCAUUUACCAGCUGACCAACAAUUUAGAACUCCAAAAAAAUCAUUAUUACAAGCUUUACAUGAAUGUUAUGGAAAACAAUUUUAUGGGAUCGGACUACUAAAGUUUAUGGCAGACAUUUUUGAAUUUGCAGCACCUAUAUUUUUAAAUAAACUGAUAACAUUUGUAUCUCAUCAUGAAGAGCCUAUGAGUCAUGGAUAUUUAUACAUGUCAGGACUUAUUUUAAUGUUACUUAUAAGUACUCUGUUUGGUGUACAUUAUGAAUAUCAAAUUCAUAUGAUUGGAAUAAAAAUUCGAGGUGCUUUAAUUACAGUGAUCUACAAAAAGACAUUGGAAUUAAAUACUGUAAUGCUGAAUGACUUUAGUAUUGGAGAAGUGGUAAACUUUAUGAGUACUGAUACAAGUAAUUUAGUAAAUGCUUGCAAUAGUUUUCAUUCAAUGUGGAGUGUACCUUUUCAGUUGGUGAUUGUUUUAUAUUUACUUUAUCAACAGCUAGGAAUUGCAUUUUUGUCUGGAGUAUUUGUGUCUAUUUUACUUAUACCUGUAAACAAAAUAAUUACUUCAAAUAUUGGUAAAUUAACUGGGAAAUUAAUGACUGAAAAAGAUAAACGUGUUAAGUUAAUGUCUGAAAUUAUUAGGGGUAUUCGAGUAAUAAAAUACCAUGUAUGGGAAAAAUAUUUCAUUGAUAAAGUUAGCAGUUAUCGUAAACCUGAAGUAAUGAAUUUGAAAAAAAGAAAAUAUUUGGAUGCUUUAUGUGUGUAUUUUUGGGCUACAACUCCAGUAACAAUAUCAGUAUUGACUUUUUCUACUUAUAUUUUUCUUGGAGGUCAAUUAACAGCGGCAAAGGUUUUUACCAGUAUGGCUCUACUUCAUAUGUUAAUUACACCAUUAAAUGCUUUUCCUUGGAUAUUGAAUGGUGUAACUGAAGCAUGGGUGUCAGUUAAAAGAAUUCAACGUUUAAUUGAAGUAGAUGAUUUACAAACACAAUCAUACUAUAGUUUAAUGCCAGUUCAUUAUGGAAAAACUUUUGACAACGCAAUAUCAUUAUCCCAGUGUUCUUUUAAUUGGGGACUUAGAUCAUUUCAACUUAAAAAUAUUAAUUUUUCAAUUGCUAAAGGAUCUUUAGUUGGUAUUACUGGACAGGUAGGCAGUGGCAAAUCUACUCUUUUGGCUGGAAUUUUAGCAGAAAUUAACAAAGACGAAGGAACAAUUGCGUCUUCAAAUAUGAGAGAUGGGUUUGCAUUUGUUGCACAAACACCAUGGAUUCAAAGAGGAACAAUAAGAGAUAAUAUUCUAUUUGGUCAAAGUUAUAGCCUGGAAAGAUACAAAUCAGUUAUCAGAAGUUGUGCUUUAGUUAAAGACUUAAAAGAAUUUCCUAGAGGUGAUUCUACUCUUAUUGGUGAAGCUGGAAUAACCCUAAGUGGUGGUCAAAAAGCUAGAUUAGCUCUAGCCCGAGCUGUGUAUCAGAAUAAAUUUAUUUAUAUAUUAGAUGACAUUUUUGCUUCGGUAGAUAUUAAUGUAGCGCAACAUCUCUUUAAACAUUGUAUUAACGGAUUACUUAAGGAUAAAACUCGUAUUAUUUGUACCCAUAAUAGUCAAUAUUUAGUCUCAGCUGAUUGGGUACUUAUAAUGAAUAAUGGUACUAUAAUAAAUCAAGGUCGACCUUUUGAUGUAUUAAGUGAUUAUGAAGUUAAAACUGUGGAUGUUAAGUUUAAUGAAGCCAAUAGUAUUGCUCACUCAACCAUGGAUGAUUGGAUACCGAAUAAAGAAACAAUGGUUGAAAAUAAUUUGAAUGAUGGAGAAAAUCAAGAAGAAGGAGUUGUUGCAUUAUCAGUUUAUAAGCAAUAUUGGAAAUCUGUUGGAAGUUUUAUUGGAUGGAUGAUAUUGGUUGCUUUAAUUGUUAUGCAGAGCUCAAGAAAUGUAUCAGAUCUAUGGUUAUCUUAUUGGGUUAAUGAAAUUACAAAUAAAGAUGAAGAUAAUUCAAUAAAAAAUUUACAAGAUAAAAACAAUAAAUAUUUAUAUACUUAUACUCUGAUUGGUAUGAUAAAUUCUAUCGCUACAUUUUUUAGAGCCUUUAUUUUUGCAUAUGGUGGUAUAAAAGCUUGUAAAACUAUUCAUAAUAGUUUGUUAACAUCUAUAAUGAAUGUGAAAACUUCAUUUUUUGAUGUUGUUCCUCUUGGUAGAAUAUUAAAUCGAUUUUCAUCAGAUACAAAUAUUAUUGAUGAUGCUUUACCAUUUAUUUUAAAUAUUCUUUUAGCACAAUUUUUUCUCGUCAUUGGUACUUUAGGUUCCAUUGUUUUUGGUGUACCUUGGGCUAUAAUUAUUGUUGUAGUACUUACUCCUGUAUAUUAUAAGUUACAAAUUCGAUACAGAAAUUCGUCACGAGAACUGAGGCGUAUAUCAACUGUAGCACUAUCGCCGCUGUAUAAUCAUAUAAAUGAAUCAUUGCAAGGGUUAGCUACAAUACGUGCUUUUAGAGUUGUAUCAAGAUUUGAACGUGAAAAUGAAGACAAACUUGAAAACUAUUUAAAAGCAGAAUUUUCUUCACUAUUGGCUUCUUUAUGGUUCAAGUUCAGAUUAAGAAUUAUUGGUUUAACAGUGUUAUUCUUCAUCAGUUUGAUUGCUGUAUUUAUUCAUAAAUGGAAUCUUACAAAUGCAGGAUUUCUUGGGUUAUCAUUGACUUAUGCAUUAACAUUGACAAAUAUGCUUGGAGGGUUAGUGAGUGCCAUUGCAGCAACAGAAUGUGAUAUGAUUAGUUUAGAACGUGUUCUUGAUUAUAUUGUAAAUACAGAAAGUGAGAAUGAUAACGAAGAAACUAUGUCACCUCCUUUUGCUUGGCCAACAAAUGGAAUUAUACAAUUCUCUAAUGUUUUUCUAAAAUAUAGACAAGAUUGUCCUAUGUCACUGAAUGGAAUUUCAUUUGAAACUACUUCAUCUGAAAAGAUUGGUGUGAUUGGUAGGACAGGGGCUGGAAAAAGUUCAUUGUUAGCUGCAUUAUUUAAAAUGUCUGACAUCAGUAGUGGUGAUAUUUUAAUAGAUGCUGUCAACAUUUCAAGAAUUUCAUCACGGCAAAUAAGAAACCGUUUGUGUGUUAUACCUCAAGAUCCUUUCUUGUUUGAAGGUACUAUACGUGAAAACAUUGAUCCAUUCAAAGAAUACAUGGAUUCAAAUAUAUGGUCUGCAUUGCAAUGCUGCCAUUUAGUUCCAACAAUUAAACGUUUAGGUGGAUUGGGUUGUUAUUUAGGAGAAAAUAGUAGCUUAUCUGUAGGAGAAAAACAAUUGUUGUGCUUAGUGAGAGCUAUACUAAAAAAUGCUAAGGUCAUAUGUGUUGAUGAAGCAACUGCCAAUGUGGAUGAAAUGACUGACCGCAAAAUACAAGAAACAAUAAGAACAGUGUUUAAGCAAAGUACUGUUAUUACAAUUGCUCAUAGAAUACGCACUGUUAUGGACAGUGACCGAAUCUUAGUGAUGGACCAUGGGAAAGUGGUAGAAUUUGAAUCGCCAAAUAUUUUAUUACAAAACAAAAAUUCAUAUUUUUAUAAUUUGGUUCAACAAGAAUUUAAAUGACUACUAUUGUGAUCUCAUUUGAACAACAAUGUAAUCUUAUCUUCAUCCAGUGGCAGCAAUCCUAAAAAUUAAUGGUGUUGCUGAAUGAACUAUAGGACACCAACUCACCCACUCAUACAUAUUACC
Messenger RNA from Sipha flava (yellow sugarcane aphid), 4750 nucleotides. RefSeq names its product multidrug resistance-associated protein 7. Bases 149 to 4624 code for a protein of 1491 amino acids. Lineage: Eukaryota; Metazoa; Arthropoda; Insecta; Hemiptera; Aphididae. Gene Ontology annotation, molecular function: ABC-type transporter activity; ATP binding; ATP hydrolysis activity. The transcript is spliced from 22 exons. Gene Ontology annotation, cellular component: membrane. The record is from RefSeq and is a predicted model, not a curated record. Gene Ontology annotation, biological process: transmembrane transport.